UAAAGGGUUCCCACCGCGCACGCGCAGUGCUUAACGGCCGGUCAGGAGCCCAACAAUUAGUCCCUUGCCUUCUCAAAGAAAACUCUUAGUUCGAAGAAUGGGUCGUGAGCUCUCUCCUUAACCAAAGACAGUUCCUCUUCGGCGAGAGCAGCUCUCGUUCACUGUCUCCGGCGGAUGCCCGUGCUUAUCGGGAAUGAGGUUCUGGCUGUCGCGCCUAGCGGCGUACCCAGCCUAAGUCACGCUACCUUCGUCACACAAACCGUGAGGAUUUUAGUAGUCCGGAAAGUUCCCCUGUGUAAACUGCUCAUCGCUUACCCGCUCCGGUUCCGGAAUACCGCUGUCGCCACCGUUCCUGUAAUUCUCUCCAACCUUUCGAUGCUUCUACUUCUUCAUGAACAAGACAAGAUGGCGCCCGAUGGGUCUCACCCGGAAGUGAAUAAUAAUAACAUCCGCUUUUCGUCUGAAGUCAUAUUGACUCUCAGCCAGGCUUACGAGCAUGUGAUUUUACCGAAUUGACGAGUCCGCGCCAUUUUUGUUAAGGGCAAACCCAACCCACCUUGAGUUCUGUCUGUAGUUAGACCUUCUUGUCUGUGAAGCCCGCGUCACACCCAACACAUUUUUUAUUUGUGCAGCCAGCACAAAGCCGAGCCUAAUGUUCCGGUACAAUGGGUGCUCUGAAGUUCUAAACUUUAGUAAGGAGACCCUCUAAGAGCAAAUGAGUUCUAAGGAACGGUUCUGCUUUGGGAAGGAUGCUGAAUCGCUCUGUCUCUUUCAGACUACGGAGGGGCCCCCCAGAUCAAAACCUGCCAACUUGGAACUCAUUGUGCCAGGCUGGAGUCUCAAGAGUCUGAGUUCUACAAGCCGGGUGUUUGCUAGGUCUCCUUGUUAACCUCCUAGCGUCGCGCCCCCUUGUGGGAACAUUUACUCAGUUCAGCUUUGCUCAGCUACUCUUAAGAAAAAGUAACUGGGAAACAGAGUUUCCACUAGUCCUUCCUUACCUCAACUACAAGAUGGCCUCCCGAAAGGGGAGGUAAAGGGUGUUUAGCGUGAACAAUGUACAUAUAUCUAAAAUGUCAAUUUUCCAGACUAGGAAUUUAGUUACAAAGGGAGACUAAAAUGCUUAGAAAUACAGUAUUUUUAACCUAAA
Mastomys coucha (southern multimammate mouse) is the source of this 1147-nucleotide messenger RNA. RefSeq lists its product as uncharacterized. The coding region runs from base 175 to 516 and encodes 113 amino acids. NCBI's taxonomy places the organism in Eukaryota, Metazoa, Chordata, Mammalia, Rodentia, Muridae. The record is from RefSeq and is a predicted model, not a curated record. The transcript has a single exon.